Messenger RNA from Epinephelus moara (kelp grouper), 1673 nucleotides. RefSeq names its product TRAF3-interacting JNK-activating modulator. The coding region runs from base 238 to 1074 and encodes 278 amino acids. Lineage: Eukaryota; Metazoa; Chordata; Actinopteri; Perciformes; Serranidae. The transcript is spliced from 8 exons. The record is from RefSeq and is a predicted model, not a curated record.
UUACUCUGGCUCUAAUGAAUGAAGGGGAAAUAUUGGUGUUCCCCUUUUAUUGUUUUUCAAUUUGAAUUUGAGCAGCUGAGGAUUUAGAGUAGUUUAAAUAAUUUAUGCUUUUUCAUUCUCAGUCAGGCUCGUUGCAGUGAAGAUCUGCUGAGAAACAAGAUCAAGUCUCUGGAGGUGCAGCUGCAAGUCUGUCUGCAGAAGCUGCCCAAGGAUGGAGUGAAGAAACUGGUGAUACAGAUGGAGAAGCAGAAACUGCUGUAUGAGGAGAGGGCCCUGGUCGCCUUGCAGAAGAUCACACAGGAGAAAUCUGAGGCGCUUAGCAAGACUGAGACAAUGCAGGAAGCGCUAAUUACAGCAAAGGCAGAGGCCCGGAGGUGGCAGAGUCUUUAUGAGGAGCUGAAGCUGAGCUCUGCACAACUAAAGGAGAACCAGCACCUCAGUAAUGAGCAGCUGCAACAGCUGCACAGCCAAGUGGAGCUGUCCAGAGCCAGAGAGGCCGCGCUGAGGGAUGAGGUGGUGUCAUUGAGACAAGAGAGGCAGGAGCUGCAGUACAACAUUUGCCUUCUGGAAGAGGACAACCAGAUUUUAAGGGAGGAAAUCCAGCACAUUACAGAUGGCAGCAAUGAGAGCCAGGACUUCCUGAUGCAGGGGCUUCUGACGUCAGAGGAGGCAGAGCCACGACUGACGGCGAGGAGAGACUCUCAGGUGGAGGAGCAGCUCCGUCACACUCAGGAGAAACUGCAACUCAAAGAGAGAGAGUGUGAGGAGCUGCAGACAGAGCUGCAGGCCAUGGAGCAGGAGUGUAAGUCCAGCCAGGCCCGGCUGUCGCAGUGCAGGGAUGAGCUCCGGCAACUCAGUCACCGCCGCAGGAGAUCGACACGAUGUGGCUCCUGGUGGAAGGUGUGUGUGUUUUUCCUUCUUCUCGCUGUGGCGGGGGUUGCCAUGUUGUGGCUGUGGCAUCCUCCUUUCAGGGAGCAAGUUGAAGACCUGUACUCAGACAUAGAGAGACGUAUCGAAGAUUAUCUCAUGGACAUGGCCUCUCCUCAACACUCAGGCUGUUUUAGACCGAUAUGAUGAUGUCACUGCUCAGGAACAUUGUUUUUGUUGUUGUGUUAUUUUUAAAAUAUGACUUUUUUCUAGGAUGUAGUUAAUAUGGUUUAAUUUCAUGCAAUUUUAAACUUGGAAAUCAACGUGUGUGUGUUUGUGUAUGUGAAAGUGUUGUGGUGAUGUGUGUAGGGAGUUUGCGGAAAGUUCAGAUACAAGAGACCACUUCCAGAGUGAUAAAUGUUUGCAUAUGAAAAGCACUAUCACAAGUUGGCUGAUAUAAAUGACGUUUUAAGAAACUGUGAGUCAAUGAUAAUAAUAGUCAGGAGAAGAAAAACAGGAAGUAUCCUCUGUACUGUAAACAGCUUAUUUAAUGGGAAGCACCACCAUGAAUUGUUAAAAAGCCAUAUAAAACACAAAAAGACAACACAUUAUUCUCUCAGCUGCCAACUUCGAUAAAAGAAUGUGGGGAGAGAAAAAACUCAAUAAAAGAGCCAUUAGAGUUUUAUAUUGUACGAAAUAAAGAAACAUUGUUAGUAUAACAAAUGUCACUGUUUGUUGAAUUGUUUUGAAAAACAUUUUUAGUCUUGAUGAUACCGAUUUGAAAUUGAAUAAAGUCAGUGGUUGGA